AUGGCUUCAGAUGAUGAAGCUCCUCAAAGCUCCAAAUCAGAACAAGCGCCUGCUACCAACGGCGUCAACGGCACAUCCGACCAAGCACACGACCACCAACACGAGCAUGAGCACGAACACGAACACAACCAUGAAGACAACAAUGUCUUCCAGGUCUCGGUCAAACUGCCGGAUGGGCAUGAGAUGAAGGUGGCCGUAUCGCAGCAGGAGCAAGUUCAGGACCUACGGCAGUCCAUUGUUGAGACUCCCGAGACGUUCCAGUAUACCUGCUUCCAUCUCGAGCACAAUGGUGACCGCAUCAAUGACUUUGUCGAGUUGUCCGAGGUCAAGGAUCUCAAGCAAGACUCGGAACUGGUCGUGGUGCAAGAUCCAUAUACCGAGAAGGAGGCUCGCAUGCAUGUCGUGCGCAUACGAGAGCUCAUCGGAGCAACCGGAGACCGCGCAGAUCAGCUGCAGGGCAUCUGUGCUGGCGUCUCACUGCACGACGAGCGCUUCGCUUCCCCUCUAGAAAAGGGAGAAGCCAGUGCUCUUGCCGGCUACGACCUGGCUGGACGACCACCGUUGAACGCCAUUCUUCCGCAGCCACAGGAGACAAUACCAAAGACAAUCAAAUCAUUGUCUGUGUCACAGUGGAACCCACCACCACACCAUCUGAAGCAGCGAGGACAUUUGCUCUAUCUUUUGUUAACGACUAACGAAGGUGAACAGCAUCACAUCACCGCUUCCAACUCCGGCUUCUUCGUCAACAAGUCCUCAAGCAACAAAUUCGACCCAUUCCCUCGACCAGCUCCCAAGAACCACUCCGCCCAUUCCUUACUCUCCCUCAUAUCGAUCUUGUCGCCCUCAUUCAAUCAGGCCUUCGUCGACCUGCAGAAGUCCAAUGGCCAGAAAGAUUUGCUCACCACAUUUCCCUUCCAGAAUGCAAUCCCGGCAAACCCGUGGCUCGUGCCUGCCUCUUAUAUUGCAAGCGCACAUCAUCAGUCAGACUUGACCAGGACUCAAGAAGCAUACUUGCUGGGUGGUGUUGACGGUGCCGAGAACCUCAGAGACUGGAAUGAAGAGUUCCAGACCACAAGAGAGCUACCGCGAGAUACCCUCCAGGAUCGUGUCUUUCGCGAACGCUUGACGUCCAAGCUCUUUGCUGACUACAACGAUGCGGCGGCGAAAGGCGCUAUCUUCAUCUACAACAACAUCUUCUUCUCUUUCGGCUGCGACGGAGUACAGACUUUCGCAAGCGAGGGCGGUGAUGAGGCUGCGAGAGUCGCUGUCAAUAAGGAUGUUGCAGGCGUCAAGGCGGUGAAUCAGCUUGACAUCAAUGAUCUGUUCACGCCUGGCACUGUGGUCGUCGACUAUCUUGGCAAGCGCAUUGUUGCUCAAAGCAUCGUACCAGGUAUCUUCAAGCAACGGGAGCCUGGAGAGCAUCAGAUCGACUAUGGCGGCGUAGAAGGACACGAUACAGUCACCGAGAAUGAAGCAUUUGUGCCCGUCUUCGAGAAGCUGUCGAAAGCUCUACGCGUCAAGAAGCAUCCUGUGUGGGACAAAGACCACAAGCGCCACGACCUGGAAGGCAGCGUUGAGACCAAGGGCUUGCUUGGCACUGAUGGGCGGAAGUACGUGCUCGAUCUGUACAGAAUCACUCCUUUGGAUGUGGCUUGGUCAGACGAGCUAGAAACCACGGAAGAAACAUUUGGCAAGUACCCUCACCGCAUGUCGGUGCUGCGCUUGGAGUUGAUCGAAUCCUAUUGGCGACUCAAGCUGCAAGAGUAUGUCAAGCAAGAGACCGAGAAGAAACGUGCCGAGAAGUCUGCCGAGGAACCGAAGACAGAAGAAACCGCAACCUCGAAGCAAGACGGUGACGAAAAGGCUAGCGAAGAGGCCACGGAGAGCAAGCCAGACUCAGACCAGGACCGCAUUGACAUCUCGAAUUUCAGCUUCGCCCUGAAUCCGGAUGUCUGCAGUGGCCAAGAACCACAAACCGAGGAAGAGAAGGCAGAAUACGAGGAAGAUGAGAAGAACGUUCGAGCUGUUUGCAGCCAUUUACGAACGACUGUCAUACCUGGACUCAUCACAGACCUUCAUGACAGCGAUGUUGGCUUCCCUAUGGAUGGGCGAUCUCUCUCCCAUCUCUUGCACAAGCGUGGAAUCAAUAUUCGAUACCUAGGACAAAUUGCUGCCUUGGCAAAAGAGAAGGGUCGACGUCUGGAAGCGUUCUACACUAUCGUUCUGCAGGAGAUGGUCGUCCGAGCGUUUAAGCAUAUCGCAAACGGCCUGCUAAAUCAUCUUCCGCCUUUGUUCGCCUCUGCAUGCCUAGCACACCUGCUCAAUUGCUUCGUCGGCGGCGAUCUCAACUCAGAACCUCGACCAGAAAUGGACGACGAAAUGCGAAAACUGUAUCCAGACGGCGACUAUUCGUUCGAGAAAAUGACGCCUUCACAGCUGCAGAAGCAGAUCAUGGAGCAAGUCAAGCUAAGAUACCGAUGCGAUCUGCCGGAGGAUUGGCGAACUAGCUUGAAGCCGCUACAGCUUCUGCGUGAGGCAUGUCUGCGACUUGGACUUCAGAUCGUCGCCAAGGAGUACGACUUUGGUAGAGGUGACAAGCCAUCGCUGAAUGGUGUCGCAGAACCUGCGGCUGAGCCUGUCGUAACUAACGGGGUGAACGGCCAUCAUGAAGAUGACAAAUCGGGAGGCAAGAAGAAGAAAAAGAAGGCUAUCGAGCAAGCGCCUGCCCAGACCAAUGGCACUGCCAUGAAACAACCCACGACUUUUGUCGCCGAAGACAUCCUCAAUAUCGCUCCGAGUGUCAAGGACGCCUCUCCAAAGAGUGUCCUGGCUGAGGAAGCAAUGGAGGCGGGCAAGAUCUCGCUCGCACAGGGACAAAAACAAAUUGGACAAGAGCUGAUCCUUGAAUCUUUGUCAUUGCAUGAGCAGAUCUACGGCAUCCUGCAUCCCGAAGUCGCCAAGAUGUAUCACUCCUUGUCUACCAUCUACUACCAGACCGACGAGAAAGAAGCAGCAGUUGAGCUAGCACGAAAAGCUGUCAUCGUGACAGAGCGCACACUGGGCGUGGACUCAUACGACACCAUCCUCGCAUACCUGAAUCUCUCACUUUUCGAGCACCACGUCGGCAACACAAAGCAAGCACUGCGCUACGUCCGCCACGCUCUCGACGUAUGGAAGAUCGUCUUCGGCGCCUCCCACCCCGAUUCAAUCACAACCAUCAACAACGCCGCAGUCAUGCUGCAGUCCCUUAAAGAAUACCCCGAAUCUCGCAAGUGGUUCGAGAAGUGCUACGUCGUCUGCGAAGAGCUUUUCGGCCAUAAGUCCGCCAAUGCCGCGACUAUCCUCUUCCAAUUGGCGCAGGCGCUUGCCUUGGAUGGCGACCCGAAAGCAGCGGUUAGCAAGAUGCGCGACGCAUACAAUAUUUUCCUCGCCGAGCUCGGACCCGAAGACAGAAACACGAAGGAAGCAGAGAAUUGGCUGGAGCAGCUAACGCAGAACGCCGUUGCGAUUGCAAAACAAGCCAAGGACAUCCAGGCGCGCCGGUUGCGCAAUAUCCGAUACCUACCGGGCAUGAGGCAGGCACAAGGCUGCAGCCCCAGAGUGCAAGCUCAGCGACGCCUGGGAACUCUGCUGGAACGAGCUCUGGUCACACAAGAAGUCCUACGGGGAGCGUCAAUCUUGACUCAAGGAGGCAGCGGCGACGCGGGUGGGAAGAAGAGCAAGGAUAGGAAAUCGGUCAAUCCCAAGGCUAGGGGAAGAAAGAGUACUUCAGCGGCUGCGUAG
Molecule: messenger RNA, 3783 nt
Organism: Cyphellophora attinorum
Lineage: Eukaryota; Fungi; Ascomycota; Eurotiomycetes; Chaetothyriales; Cyphellophoraceae
Exons: 4
Coding region: 1-3783 (1260 amino acids)
Biological process (GO): intracellular distribution of mitochondria
Cellular component (GO): cytoplasm
Molecular function (GO): protein binding; mRNA binding
Source: RefSeq, a predicted model, not a curated record